This is a messenger RNA of Tuber melanosporum (Perigord truffle), 1009 nucleotides long. RefSeq lists its product as uncharacterized. The transcript is spliced from 3 exons. The record is from RefSeq and is a predicted model, not a curated record. The coding region runs from base 35 to 814 and encodes 259 amino acids. NCBI's taxonomy places the organism in Eukaryota, Fungi, Ascomycota, Pezizomycetes, Pezizales, Tuberaceae.
UACUCGAGUAUAUCUUACAUCAACUACCUUCACUAUGAUCUCAACGAUAUCUCGGUGCGCUCGAACUCCAGGAUGGCAGUUGGCCGCUGCAAAUUCAAUUCGGACACAACCAUUCACUGCAAAGGCUCCACGUUUCAAUGAGAAACCGCUUGAGCAACCCAAUGAGCAGUCCAGCGAGCAGUCCAACGAGCGACCCAACGAACGGCCCGGCGGGCCAUCCGCCCCCACCAUGGUGCGACCGACGCUUCGGCGAAUCAUGUUACCUCUUGAUCGAGCUGGGCGAACAGCGUCGGCGGAUGUGAUAGCAUGCAUCAAUGAAGAGGAAAUGGAGGAAAUCCUGUUAGGCCGUACAAGAUACCUGUACCGAAAAUUCUUCUUCCAUGAGUACACAAGACAUGUCUGGCUGUAUGUCAAGAGGCCGGUUGGAAAGCUCGCUUAUGUCGCAGAGAUCGGGGGCUGCAGGCGUGUUCCUGAAGAAUUGGAGAUGUUGCCCUAUUACACAAAUAAGAGGAUGGAAAGCUUGCGUGAGGCUAGGGCUGCCGACAAAAUGGGGACGAUCAGCCGUGGUGCCGGGGAGGGUGCUGUUGAUGGGAGAAUCGAGGCUCUUCCCAACAUAACCUACUACGCUGGGAAUCUCAGGAGGUCUGAGUUACCGGGCCUCCCGAGUGUGGCCUACGCAUGGGAUUACUUGCGAGGAGCUGUGGGAAAAGGGAUUUUUGCAGUCCCCGCCACCUCCGAAAUAUAUCAAUGCCCGGGAUCGUAUGUUGUCGUACCUACCGUUGGCGAAGCAGAGGAAGUUGUUUUGAGGACAUAGAUUUGGUAUCGUGGUACUUGCGGUGGAACCAAAUGGGAUAUGGGGUUGUUUUCAAUUGCUUCUUUUUUCUUGAUGUAUCCGUCGUUAGACCUGUCAUUCGGUUUUUAAAAGUUUCGAGGUCAUGGCCGAAUGUAGAGCAACUUGUAAAAUAGAGCGAAUCUCCCCUUCCCCACUGGAAAUGCGGUCAAAAAAGAA